This is a messenger RNA of Mycetomoellerius zeteki, 2523 nucleotides long. RefSeq names its product ATP-binding cassette sub-family G member 1. The transcript is spliced from 10 exons. Gene Ontology annotation, biological process: transmembrane transport. The record is from RefSeq and is a predicted model, not a curated record. NCBI's taxonomy places the organism in Eukaryota, Metazoa, Arthropoda, Insecta, Hymenoptera, Formicidae. Gene Ontology annotation, cellular component: plasma membrane. Gene Ontology annotation, molecular function: ABC-type transporter activity; ATP binding; ATP hydrolysis activity. The coding region runs from base 380 to 2278 and encodes 632 amino acids.
CGCCAGUUGUGCACGAGACAGUCGUCGACGAGCUUUCGGUUAUGACGGUCACGUUGUUCCCUCAGCUGUUCAUAGUACAAACAGAACCACCACUUGGCCGGCGCACUGCCGCGGUCAUAAAAGCAGCUUGCUUCAACGGCCGUGCUCGUACCAGUUGAACCAAUAAGGCAUGUGAGAGUGGGAGUCGAGAACGACGAAAGCGAAUGUGACAAAUUGCAUUUGUGAUCGGUAAAGAGAGAAUUGAAAGAAAGUGCAGUGAACGUGCGCGCUCAAACGCGACCGAAUGGUAUCUGAAACAUUGUGACGUUUCUUCUUUGUUUUUUAUUGUGUGUUCGCGAACGAGCUUGCGUUCCGAAUCAUCGCCUUAUCUGCAUUUGCCAUGACCACUCCGACGCCCUGUUCGCCGUCGCGGUCUUCUCUGAGCUGCUGCCAGUUCGACCAUAGCAGCCAAGACGAUAUGCGAGACUCGGCUAUUAUAAGCAACAACAAUUAUUUCCUACAACAGGAGAAGCACUCCUUCCCAAAGAGGCCCGAACUUGACUUGACGUUCCGCGAUAUACGCUAUCGCGUUAAGGAAUGGAGCGUACGCAACUUCUCAAUCAGCGAGAAGGAAAUUCUGCACGGCAUAAGCGGCGAAUUUAAGUCUGGCGAAUUAGUGGCUAUUAUGGGGCCAUCCGGAGCUGGAAAGUCGACGCUGCUGAAUGCGCUUGCUGGUUUCACUGUAUCAGGUGUAAGUGGUGAAGUUCUGGUCAACGGUAAGGUUCGAGUACCACAUAGUGAACGAUGGAAAAGGACGUCGUGUUAUAUACAGCAAGACUCCAUUAUCAGAACAUUCAUAACCGUGGGAGAAGCCAUGACUUUAGCCGCUCAUUUGAAGCUUGGUUACACAAUCAGUUCCGCUUAUAAGCAUUCUCAGGUUUUAGAACUCUUGGAAAUGCUAGGACUGAGCCAUUGUUAUGACACGUUAUGCGGAAAAUUAUCGGGUGGACAAAAGAAACGGCUUGAUAUCGCCUUGGAACUCUUAACUAAUCCUUCAGUAUUAUUCCUCGAUGAACCAACGACUGGUCUGGAUUCCUCUUCGUGCAGCCAAUGCGUCGCUCUUUUGAAGCGGUUGGCGGAAUUAGAAAGGCGUACGGUAAUCUGUACGAUUCAUCAGCCAAGUGCCUUGCUCCUGGAGAUGUUUGAUUCCUUGUACGUGGUGGCUAAUGGUUAUUGCAUAUACAGAGGCUCGGUUAGCUCGUUGUUACCGCACCUGACUUCUGUCGGUGCCCAUUGUCCGCCUUAUCACAAUCCAGCUGAUUUCGUCCUCGAGGUUGCGAUCGGCGAAUAUGGUAUUUCGCUCAAUAAACUGGUGGCAGCGGCGGAAACUUUACCAACUAAUCAGAAAACGAUCGCUCUUACCACGAGCUUGCCUGAAGAAACAAACAGAAUCAAGGAACCGCCACCACCUGCCGGUUUUCUGACGCAGUGCUACCUUCUGUACAAAAGGCAACUACUAAGUAUAAAAAGAGACUACUCGUUAUUGCUGGCGCGAUUGCUCUGUCACCUACUGAUUGGUGUGAUCUUCGGGUACCUGUACAUGGGAAGUGGCUAUCGAGCUAAUGUCUUAGCAAAUUAUGUUUAUCUAUAUGGAUCGUUGCUUCUUCUCGUUUACACCGGCAAAAUGGCUGUUACUCUUGCUUUCCCACUGGAGAUGCAAAUUCUCGUGAGGGAGCAUUUCAAUCGUUGGUACCGGCUGGCGCCGUAUUAUAUCAGCAUAUUGAUGAUCGAGAUACCCUUUCAAGCGGCAUGUGCGUCGUUGUAUCUGGCAGUGAGCUACUGGUUGACUGCACAGCCCAUAGAAACGAAUCGGAUAAUAUUCUUCAAUGUAGUUAGCAUAGCUGCCAGUUUGACGGCGCAAGCAUGGGGUUUCUUCAUCGGCGUUACUACGCCAAUUAAGAUUGCCGUCUUCAUUGGCCCGAUAAUCGCAGUACUGUUCUCCAUCUUCGGCUUCUGCAUACGUUACUUCGAUACGCCACAAGCGUUCCGCUGGAUGUUCCAUAUAUCAUAUUUCCGUGCUAGUUUCCAUAAUUUGAUAUAUUCUGUAUACGGAUACGAUAGAAAGGACUUAAUGUGCGACGAAUUUUAUUGUCACUACAAGAAACCAAGCACGUUUCUCAAAGAAAUAGAAAUCAAUGACAUAAAUGUGAUUAAUAAUCUGGUACUCGUCCUCGGUAUCGGGGUGCUGAUGCAUCUUCUAACGGCCAGCGCGCUUUGGUGCAAGCUCAAUAGAAGAUGAAUCAAAUAUGAUCCUAUCAAAUACAGUAUUUGUGGUAUUGCGGGCAGUCCCUUUGAGAAACGACAUAAAAGUUCUGAGACGCUUUCCUCACGGGAAACGCGAAAGUAUAAAUAAAUCCCAUAAGAGAAAUUUUGGAAACUCUAAGAAAAUUGGAGGGUCGUAUUAGUAGUCAUUAUUUCUUUAGACCUUAAUCUCGCUGGAUACGAGAUGUUCUACGGCACUUUGAGAAUGUUUUCUAUCAAAUC